AUGUCCCAGUAUAUAAAUGGCUUCCUUGUUAGCGAUGAAGUAGAUCCCUUUCCAUCCCUGAGGACACUCGACUUCAGUUUCCUUCAGCGCCAGCAGAAUAAAGAAAUCAUGAUGAAGCUCUUGGUAAUCACGAUGUGCCUGCUGGUCUCUACCAUGGCCGCUCCUGUUCCUGGGAGUGAGAGCAACGAGGUGGAGGUUGCACCCGCACAGGCAGCCGAUGUUCCCCCUCCGGCUCCCAUCGCCGUCGGAGAUGGAUCAGAAGAGGAGGCAGAGGAUGGCAACCCUGCACCUAAAGCUGCAGCUGCUGCUGUUCCCCUGAAUUCAGAUGAGGAGGAAGAGGCAGAGGAGGUUGAGGCAGCCGAAGCUGAACCGGCUGUUGAAGUAGCACCAGCCGAGCCAGCAGCCGAGCCCGCAGCCAGAGCCUGCAGCCGAGCCAGCAGCCGAGCCCGCAGCAGACCCCGCAACAGCUGUGGAGCCAGCUGUGGUUGAUGCCCCAGUGGAUGCUGCAGCAGUGGAUGCUGCAGCAGUGGAUGCUGCUGCAGUCGAUGCUGCUGCUGUAGAUGUUCCUCCCGUUGAUAUCGUUCCUGUUGAUAGUGCCCCAGCUGCCCCAGAGGUGGCUAUUGAUGCUGCAGCCCCGGCUGAUGUCCCUGCUGCUGAUGCGGCCCCAGCUGAUCCUGUUGUGCUGUAGUUAUCUUUCAAUAAUUACUAGCCAAAGUGCCUCUCCGCUAGAAGCUAAUAGCUACAGUAAUAGCUACAGUAAUUGAGUAAGUAAUAGGUGAUGUAGUUGCAAUACACAGUGAUAAAAAGAUAGCAGUAUUUUGCCAGGAAACUGAAUAAAACACAUGUAAAAGAAUUCCAUAAAGCCAACACAGAAGUACAUUAAACUAACCUUAUUCUUAAUAACCAGCAGAGGGCGAUUCCAAUGAUGCCAAAGAAGACAGUUAAUUUGUGACUGUCUGAUAAUUUGCUCAUGUUUAAGACUUGAUCUACUAUCUCAAUAAACAUUUUUUUAAGGAGUUAUUGAUCCUAAAUGCUUGUUUCAUGUUUUCCUCUUUGGUAUAUGAAACCCAUGAAACUCACGUCUUUAAAAAAAACAAACAGUUUUUGAAGUCGAAGUCCACUUCUUUUAUACAGUCCAUGAAAAAUGUGAAGCCAUGAACAGGAGAGCAGUUUAAAGCAAAACAAGAUGGUUGUGUUUUUGGUUCAGGGCUGGACAAUUAAAAAAAAUAGUUUGUAUGUUUGCUAUUAGUCAUGAUUUUGCAUGCAAAAUCCAUAUAUUAAUGUAUGCUCAAG
Molecule: messenger RNA, 1293 nt
Organism: Labrus bergylta (ballan wrasse)
Lineage: Eukaryota; Metazoa; Chordata; Actinopteri; Labriformes; Labridae
Gene: enam
Product: enamelin
Source: RefSeq, a predicted model, not a curated record